AUGUGCCAGAAACCUCUAUCCACAGCCAACACUAAUGUCAAUGCUGUUGGCUCAUGGGGCUACACGGCUCUUUCCUACACUGUGAAAAAAGAAAAUUAUGAUGCAGUCAAGCUCCUUCUAGCCUAUAUACCGGGGAACGUACUCCACUCGAAGAUGUGGUCUAUCAAGAGAAUCUCGGAAAAAAUCGACCAGAUGAGGUCCCUUGGUGCACAACAGAGCAUCCAGAUCAAUGCCAGAGAAAGCGGAGGGAGGACGGCCCUUCAAACCGCGGCCAUCGGGCGCAUUGAUGAAGGCAUCAAGUACCUCAUCGAACGCAAAGAUGGUCAAGCGCGGGAUAAGGAGAGACAGACUGCGUUGGGGAUUGCAAGGGAGUCUGGUCAUGCGGAGAUAUCACAACUCCUGACUUCCGAGAAAGCACGUCGAAAAAAAUGA
Messenger RNA from Lindgomyces ingoldianus, 432 nucleotides. RefSeq lists its product as uncharacterized. The coding region runs from base 1 to 432 and encodes 143 amino acids. Lineage: Eukaryota; Fungi; Ascomycota; Dothideomycetes; Pleosporales; Lindgomycetaceae. The record is from RefSeq and is a predicted model, not a curated record. The transcript is spliced from 3 exons. Gene Ontology annotation, molecular function: protein binding.